Messenger RNA from Zingiber officinale, 1015 nucleotides. RefSeq names its product expansin-A11-like. The record is from RefSeq and is a predicted model, not a curated record. Gene Ontology annotation, biological process: plant-type cell wall organization. Bases 38 to 814 code for a protein of 258 amino acids. NCBI's taxonomy places the organism in Eukaryota, Viridiplantae, Streptophyta, Magnoliopsida, Zingiberales, Zingiberaceae. The transcript has 3 exons. Gene Ontology annotation, cellular component: extracellular region.
UAAUCUGUUAGAUCACAUUCAGUGUGUGUUGCGGAAAAUGGAGCGGAGUGCUGUGUUUUCUCUCUUGAUCAUGGCUUUGAUAGUGAGCUACGAGUUCGCCGGCGCCGACGGCUUCACAGCGUCAGGGUGGACGAAGGCAAGCGCGACGUUCUAUGGCGGAAGUGAUGCCUCCGGAACGAUGGGCGGAGCUUGUGGGUACGGCAACCUGUACACGACGGGAUACGGUACCCGGACGGCGGCGCUGAGCACAGCUCUGUUCGACGAAGGCACGUCGUGCGGGCAGUGCUAUAAGAUCAUAUGCGACCACAAGGCGGACCCGCGAUGGUGCCUCUCCGGCGUCUCCAUCACCGUCACUGCCACCAACUUCUGCCCGCCCAACUACGCCCUCCCCAACGACGACGGCGGCUGGUGCAACCCCCCAAGGCACCACUUCGACAUGGCCCAGCCCGCCUGGGAAAAGAUAGGCAUCUACCGUGCCGGUAUUGUCCCAGUGCUCUUCCAGAGAGUACCCUGCAAGAAACAUGGAGGCGUCCGGUUCACCAUCAACGGGCAAGACUACUUCGAGCUGGUGCUGGUCAGUAACGUUGCCGGCGCCGGGUCGGUCCAGUCCAUCGCCGUGAAGGGAUCCAAGACCGGGUGGCUGCCGAUGUCCAGGAACUGGGGCGCAAACUGGCAGUCCAACGCCCACCUCAACGGCCAGUCUCUGUCCUUCAAGGUCACCGUUACCGACGGCCAGACUCUAGUCUUCGCCGACAUCGUGCCGGCCAACUGGGCGUUCGGCCAGACCUACUCCAGCCACUUGCAGUUUAACUGAAGAAGAAAAAGGAGAAGAAGCUGAUAUAUCCAUGAAAAAUUCAACUUUUGGCUGAGGCAUGCUAACUACUUUGCCAAAGUUGCCCGCCAUUAUCGAUCUCCGUUUUGAAUCAGAGCUGUAAUUAUUUAAGGAUUAAGAUUCAAGAAUGUCUGUUACGAAAAAAACAAAAAAUAAAAUAAAAAAUUGAAUUUUUCAUUUUCA